AUGGAGGGCUGCCACGCGCAAGCCGAGGCGCUCGCGGACCUCUGCGUCCUCGAGAAUGUCGGGCUCAGCGAGGGCAUGCUCGACAAGCUGGAACGCGCUGACGUGGUGCUCGUUCAUUCGCUGCAUUACCUCCCGCGCGCCGCGCAGAGGAAGCUCUCCGCGUCGCAGCUGAUUCUGUGCCUCGGGUCGUCCGCCGACACGCGCCCCGUCGAGUCGUCGCUCGCGGAGGAGCUCGGCCUGCGAUUGGUCCACGUGGACGUGCCGCGCACGGACGAGGUCGCGGACAGCGUGAUGGCGUUGAUGCUCGGGCUGCUCCGUCGCACGCACGUUCUCGCGGCGCAGGGCUGCACGAGCGCGAGCUGGUUCGCGGGGUUCAAGGGCGCGUGGCAGGGCAUGCGGCGGCUGCGCGGGAUGGUGCUGGGGCUCGUCGGCGCCAACGCUGCUGCGCGCGCCGUCGCGCGGAGAGCCGCCGUGUUCGGCAUGCGCGUCGUCUUCUGCGACCCCGAGGGGGAGCUGCAGCGCUCCCCGCGGGCGGCGGCGCUGAUGCGGGCAGUGGGGGCGGAGAGGAGCACGGUUGAAGCUGUGCUGGCCGCCAGUGACGUGGUGUCGCUCCACGUGGCGCUCACUGAUUCGACGCUCCACCUGAUCAACGACGACACUGCCAAGCACUUCAAGAAAGGCGCCAUGCUGAUCAAUGCGAGCAGCUGCCACCUGGUGAGCGACAGCGCCAUCAAGAGGGCACUCAAUAGCGGCCGCCUGGGUAGCUGCGCGCUGGACGGCAUUGAGGGCAACCAGUGGCUGGAGGCGUGGGUUCGGGAGUUCCCGAACGUCCUCAUCUUGCCUCGGAGUGCCGACUACAGCCAGGAGGUUUGGGAGGCGCUUCAGUCCAAGGCUGUGGCGGUGGUUCGGGCGUUCCUAACCUCUGGCAAGGUGCCUGAGGAGCUGGUGUUGGAUGAUUCGUUCGGAGGGGUGGAGGGUGAGGAAGAGGAGGAGGAGGAGGAGUCACAAUGGCAAGCGCUACACGCACUCUUCCCUGCUUCUUCUGCUGCUCGUGGUGGUGCUGCUGGUGUUUCCGGCGCUGGUGGUGCUGCGAAUGGUGGUGAUGGUGGUGGUGGGACGGGGGGGAAGAAAGCGGGACGGGGAGGGGGAGGGCGAGCGGAGGAGGGAAGGAGGAGUGGGGGAGAUGGGAGCAAGAGUGCAUCGUCUGGGGGAAAGAAGCAAGGGGGGGAGAGGAGGGGAGACACACAGACGGACGCAUUAACAGCUUCUGUAGAGAAGAAUCUCCGGGACUGUCCCCUUCAAGACGGCAUGCUAGUCGCCCGACAGCCCCUCUCCUCUCCCCUCCACUCUCCGCUCACACUUCCCAUCCUCUCUCUGCCCCACCGAUCUCCCCCCCACCUUGGCCCCCCAAACCAGCAUCUCCCGGACUGUCCCCUUCAAGACGGCAUGCUAGUCGCCCGACAGCCCCUCUCCUCUCCCCUCCACUCUCCGCUCACACUUCCCCUCCUCUCUCUGCCCCACCGAUCUCCCCCCCACCUUGGCCCCCCAAACCAGAAUCUCCGGGACUGUCCCCUUCAAGACGGCAUGCUAGUCGCCCGACAGCCCCUCUCCUCUCCCCUCCACUCUCCGCUCACACUUCCCCUCCUCUCUCUGCCCCACCGAUCUCCCCCCCACCUUGGCCCCCCAAACCAGCAUCUCCCGGACUGUCCCCUUCAAGACGGCAUGCUAGUCGCCCGACAGCCCCUCUCCUCUCCCCUCCACUCUCCGCUCACACUUCCCCUCCUCUCUCUGCCCCACCGAUCUCCCCCCCACCUUGGCCCCCCAAACCAGAAUCUCCGGGACUGUCCCCUUCAAGACGGCAUGCUAGUCGCCCGACAGCCCCUCUCCUCUCCCCUCCACUCUCCGCUCACACUUCCCCUCCUCUCUCUGCCCCACCGAUCUCCCCCCCACCUUGGCCCCCCAAACCAGCAUCUCCCGGACUGUCCCCUUCAAGACGGCAUGCUAGUCGCCCGACAGCCCCUCUCCUCUCCCCUCCACUCUCCGCUCACACUUCCCCUCCUCUCUCUGCCCCACCGAUCUCCCCCCCACCUUGGCCCCCCAAACCAGCAUCUCCGGGACUGUCCCCUUCAAGACGGCAUGCUAGUCGCCCGACAGCCCCUCUCCUCUCCCCUCCACUCUCCGCUCACACUUCCCCUCCUCUCUCUGCCCCACCGAUCUCCCCCCCACCUUGGCCCCCCAAACCAGCAUCUCCCGGACUGUCCCCUUCAAGACGGCAUGCUAGUCGCCCGACAGCCCCUCUCCUCUCCCCUCCACUCUCCGCUCACACUUCCCCUCCUCUCUCUGCCCCACCGAUCUCCCCCCCACCUUGGCCCCCCAAACCAGCAUCUCCCGGACUGUCCCCUUCAAGACGGCAUGCUAGUCGCCCGACAGCCCCUCUCCUCUCCCCUCCACUCUCCGCUCACACUUCCCCUCCUCUCUCUGCCCCACCGAUCUCCCCCCCACCUUGGCCCCCCAAACCAGCAUCUCCCGGACUGUCCCCUUCAAGACGGCAUGCUGGUGGCCCUACAGCCCCUCGCCUCCACCUCCUCCUCCGCCUCCUCCUCCUCCUCCUCUCUCUUGCUCCCAGCAGCCUUCGCAGCCGCCUUCCCCAAGGCGCUCUUUGCCGCCAAGCGCCGCGACGGGGGGGCGUCAUGGCGGUUUGCUCCGGUGGAGGGCAUUUCCACGCAGCACCCGAGCGUGCAGUUUGUGAUCGUGUGCGAUAAGGUGGGUGGGUGGUGGUGGGCAAAAAGGUGGGUGGGUGGUGGUGGGCAACAAGGUGGGUGGGUGGUGGUGGGCAACAAGGUGGGUGGGUGGUGGUGGGCAACAAGGUGGGUGGGUGGUGGUGGGCAACAAGGUGGGUGGGUGAUGGUGGGCAACAAGGUGGGUGGGUGGUGGUGGGCAACAAGGUGGGUGGGUGGUGGUGGGCAACAAGGUGGGUGGGUGGUGGUGGGCAACAAGGUGGGUGGGUGGUGGUGGGCAACAAGGUGGGCAACAAGGUGGGUGGGUGGUGGUGGGCAACAAGGUGGGCAACAAGGUGGGCAACAAGGUGGGCAACAAGGUGGGCAACAAGGUGGGCAACAAGGUGGGUGGGUGGUGGUGGGCAACAAGGUGGGCAACAAGGUGGGCAACAAGGUGGGCAACAAGGUGGGUGGGUGGUGGUGGGCAACAAGGUGGGCAACAAGGUGGGCAACAACGUGGGCAACAAGGUGGGUGGGUGGUGGUGGGCAACAAGGUGGGCAACAAGGUGGGCAACAAGGUGGGCAACAAGGUGGGCAACAAGGUGGGCAACAAGGUGGGCAACAAGGUGGGCAACAAGGUGGGCAACAAGGUGGGCAACAAGGUGGGCAACAAGGUGGGCAACAAGGUGGGCAACAAGGUGGGCAACAAGGUGGGCAACAAGGUGGGCAACAAGGUGGGCAACAAGGUGGGCAACAAGGUGGGCAGGUGGUGUUGUUGACAGUGUGUGGCAAGAUGGCCCCGGAGGGCGGCGAGCAGCUGCUGCUGGUGAGCACCACACACGGCUCCCUCCUGAUCCCAUUCCACACCAUACCAACCCCUCUUCCAGAUGACGAUCUGCUGGGGUGCCGGUCAGUCUUCGCGGGAGGGAAGUUCCUGCAGGCAACAGAAGGAGGCGAGCUGCUGCUGCUGAACGAUGACUUGGAUCUCGCAGAAAGCUGGUUCUUCACCGCCCUGCCCCACCCCUCCAACGGCCUCGCACUCUCCCUCUCCAACGCCCUUCACUCGCAUGUGAGCUCCCUUUCUCUCGCUCUCUCACUCUCUCACUCUCUCCUGCUCGAACACCCUCGCCCUCUCCCUCAUCAGCCCCUUGCACUCCCACGUGAGCUCUCUUUUUGUCGCUCUCUCCCUCUCAAGCGUCCCCCCUCUCUUCCUAACCAACGUUCUGCACUCUUUUGCCUUUCUCACCCUCGUAUUUCCCACACCCAUCUCCUACCCAUGUGGCUCUCUGUUUCUGCUGACGAGCUCAGGUGGAACUUCAGGUGCUGGUUCACGUCUUGA
Molecule: messenger RNA, 4056 nt
Organism: Closterium sp. Naga37s-1
Lineage: Eukaryota; Viridiplantae; Streptophyta; Zygnematophyceae; Desmidiales; Closteriaceae
Source: the annotation of a GenBank genome assembly